Saccostrea cuccullata (small rock oyster) is the source of this 2028-nucleotide messenger RNA. RefSeq lists its product as uncharacterized. Gene Ontology annotation, molecular function: zinc ion binding; nucleic acid binding. The coding region runs from base 1 to 2028 and encodes 675 amino acids. The record is from RefSeq and is a predicted model, not a curated record. Lineage: Eukaryota; Metazoa; Mollusca; Bivalvia; Ostreida; Ostreidae. The transcript has 2 exons.
AUGGAGCCAUCCAUCAAUCCCGGACAUUCCAGAGGACAAUCCACAGAUGAGGAACUCCUCAUAGAUUUAUCGCCGUCAGCGUUAAACAGAUCACUCCGAGGGGAACAGAGCGUGUCCAACAAUGACAACUCUACAGAGGAUGAAGAUGACUCAGAUACUCAGGCUAGAAUAUCAACCCCUAUACGGAAAAUAAGAAGGUCCAAAAGGACUGUGCGUCAGCAAAGGGAGAUGAUCCCUACAGACACAGAACUGUCAGAACCACUCACACAGUCAUCACAGAAUAAUUCUGUUACAGAACCUAUGAAGCUAAUGAUGGAACAGAUGGCCCAGACAAUGAAAGCUAUGCAGAAUAUGAUGGAAGCAACUACUCAAACUCUCAGACAAGUAAGCAACCAGACAAUGAAAGUCAUGCAGGAUAUGAUGGAAGUGACUACCCGAAAUCUCAGACAAGUGAACAGUCAGACACAUACUACAGACUGCGAGCUGCAGCCUAAAAUAUCAAGAAUCAACUCAUAUAAUAACAAGUCAGAGACAGGAACUAAGAAAAGCCAUCGUGAGGAAUCAAAUGAGGAUUCAUCACAGUCUGAAAAUGAGCAAUCUAUUAACUCAACAGCCACUAGAGAUUUGUUCAAGUCCAAUGAGUCAGAUAAACACAAGCUUGACUGUAAGCUUCCGCCUUACACAGGUUCUGAGAAAUGGAGAGUUUGGCUGAAUCGCUUCGAGUCUGUAGCCAAGUUAGCCAAGUGGACUGCUAAAGAGAAGUUACAACAAAUAUUACCAAGAAUACAGGGAAUUGCAGCUGAUUUUGUUUUUGGUCAGCUGAAGAAGGAGACUAUAGGGAAUUAUGAGACUUUAGUCGCAGAAAUAGAAUCCAGAUUUGGAACACUGGAGAAUAAGAGAGUCUACAAAACUCAAUUCAACAACAAAAGGCAAGGAAAAGAUGAAAGUCUUGAAGAGUAUGCUGCUGACAUUAAGCGUCUUUAUGACUGGGCUCACCCGAGUAGAGAUGCCAGCACCAGACAGGAAGACUUAAUUUCAAAAUUUUUGCAAGGGUUAUGGGAUUCUAAGGCAAGGCAGUACAUUGAAUUGCACAAAGAACCAUCAACAAUUGAAGAGGCAGUACAGCAGGUAGCUGCUUAUAUGUCAGUGACAUCCAAUUUAACCACCAAUGAAGAGAGGCAUCCUAUUAGACAGGCUAAGCCUUACGGAAAGGGAGACAAUCACUAUACUGGGAAAGGAAAUAAAAAUUCCAUGGAAACGACAAAGGGGAAUUGCUUCAUUUGCAACAUGCCCGGACAUUAUGCCCGAGAGUGUCCAAACAGGAAUUUUCACAGGACAGAGAGAUCACAGUACAAGAAACCUCCAGAGAAAACCAUGUCAUCAUCUCUACCAUGUAUAGAUGAACAGCCAAAGACAAACCAAAGCCAAGCUACAAGUACCAUGUCACCUGAUGCACCAGAAUUUCAACCAAGUCGACAAUCAGAUGAGUCAGGGGAGAAAAUUGAAAACCAGGGGAAAUUCCAACCUUACGUCAGGGACGUUUCAAGGGAAGAGGAACUGAGUACUCAGAGGGAGUACAUUAGGAGACAGUUCCUUAAGGCAGAUGGAAUUUAUGUUCAGGGAACAAUUCAAGGGAUAAAGGUAGAGUUCACGGCAGACACAGGGGCUGCAAGAACUAUAUUAUCCGACAAAAUAUUUUGGAGACUCCCCGGGAACGAAAGACCAGAGCUAAAGGAAUCUUCAAGCCUUGUAGCGGUCAAUGGAGAUCCACUUAAAGUCUUAGGGAAGGCUGAAUUUGCAGUGCAGUUAGGAAAUCUAGCAUUUCAAAGGGAGAUAAUUGUUGCGGGAAUAGAAGAUGAAUGCCUCUUAGGUAUGGACAUCUUGUUGGACAGUCAAUUUGGGCCUGCAGUUAUCAAUUUGAAUGACAGUUUCAUUUCUAUGAAUGGCUGUAAUAUACCUUUCACAAAAGAGAGUCGGAUUCAAGAUGGUGCUGGAAGAUUCGUGUACAAGACCUUUGACAAUGGCUAG